CAACGACACAAUCUCGUAAUUAUCCCAAAGCCAAAGGGCAAUUUCUUUAGUCAUUGACCUUAUUAUACUUGCCUCCGCCCCUUAAUUCAACACAAAAAAUUCUCACUCCACUAAAUCGCUCCCACUUGUUCACUUUUUCUCUCACUUUCUCGGAAAAUAUUAUCGUCGCCGACUAACAUUUCUUGCUAUUUUUUUCUGUCAAUUUCUUGGGAAAAAAUCUCAUGCGAUGGGAAAGUGCCAGAAAAUUCGUCAUAUUGUUCGAAUCCGACAAAUGCUCAAGCAGUGGCGAAGGAAGGCCCGCAUAACGGCCAGCAACGGCAACAACAAGAAGAAUAACGGACACGCGCCAUCUGAUGUUCCUGCUGGACACGUGGCGGUAUGCGUGGGAACCAGUCUGAGGAGAUACAUCGUAUGCGCGACGUACCUUAACCACCCAAUCUUCAAAAAACUCCUUGCACAAACCGAAGAAGAGUACGGUUUCAACAACGUAGGACCCUUAACCAUCCCAUGCGAUGAGUCGCUCUUCGAAGAAAUUCUUCGAGUUGUGUCCCGAUCUGACUCAUCAUCAAAGUCGGGCCGUUUCUCUACUUUCAAAGAUCUUCAGGGAUGCUGCCACGUCUGCAUGAAGAAUAAACUAGGGUUUUUCAGCGAAUCUCGACCGUUGCUUCAUGGCGUUGCCCGUUGCCGAUCCGUCUACUAAAAGCUUUAAGCAACCCACCAUAGAAGUACUAAUACUUCUGGGUUGACUCAACUGAGUCACUCGAGUUGGAAGGGCUAACAGCUAUAAUUUCAAAAUUGAGUUUGAUAGAUAUUAAUUAUUAUUUAUUUGAGUGAUUAGUAGGUAAUUUUUAAGUUUUUUAAACGCUUUGAUUAUGUUGUUGAUUAAGGAGAUGACAAAGAAGAGAUUGGAAAAGUUCAAGUGUAUAUAUAUAUAAAUAGGAAGCGUUUUAUGUUAGUGUAACUUUUA
Durio zibethinus is the source of this 967-nucleotide messenger RNA. Its product is annotated as protein SMALL AUXIN UP-REGULATED RNA 51-like. Gene Ontology annotation, biological process: response to auxin. NCBI's taxonomy places the organism in Eukaryota, Viridiplantae, Streptophyta, Magnoliopsida, Malvales, Malvaceae. The record is from RefSeq and is a predicted model, not a curated record.